GAGGCCACUCGCGGCCAGGCUGUAACCGGAGAGGGUCUUCUCUCUGCGGCUUCUGCCCCCGCGGAUCCCCGGGAGGCAGGGGCGACCUGGAGGAGGGAUGACAACAUGUUGAUGUUGGAACAUUCUCCGGAGACACUGAAGCUGCGGCAGCGUCGAUGCUCAUCAGCUGCAGGAAGCAGGUCUCUGUGAUAUGACCCGUUCUCUGCCUCCGCGCGUCGACUCUCACCAGACUCCCUUCUGAAAAUCUUCCUUGUACCGAUCAUCACACGCGCUGACGGAGCCGGAAACAACUUUACACGAGGUGUGUGCCAGCAGGAUGGAGGUUGUGUCCUCGUGUGUGUGAGUCAUGGCGUCCUCGUUGUCUCGGACGCAGCUCGGCCUCCGGGCCAAACUGCUGCGUCGGUACGAGCACCAGCCUCUGGUGUCGUGUCUGUCCGGCCUGUACGGCUGCAGGUGGAGACGCUGCGAGACGAGCCGCACUCAGCCCGGAGACUGCUGCUGCAGCAAGCUGGAAGGAGUCAGCUUCGCUCUGCUCGUGGCUGCUUUCUGCUUAACGCUGGUGUUUCUCUACUUCUGGGGAAACGCGGAGAACGACUACGACGACUUCGACUGGUUUAACUUUGGGAACCUGGGCUUCUGGUUCCCCUGGUCUGUGGUGCUGCUGGUCAUCGCUGCAGGUUUCUUUACCUACGUCGCGGUGCUCCUGCUGCUCGCUGUGUGUUUGCUGUCAGAGGGACAGAAACUGUAUUUACACUGGAGUCACAAGAUCGGGAUCCUGGUCAGUCUGGUGAUCACCGUGUUAGCCACGGCCGUCCUGUCCAGACUGUGGAGUAAAGAGUGGACAACGUUACUUCUUUCAUUUCAGGUAACGGCUCCUUAUUUACAUGUGGGCGGAGUCUUGCUGAUGACAGCGCUGGCUUGGCCAAUAGCUUUCCAUUUCUUUCGCAUGAACGGCAGAGUUCUUCAUGGCCUAGUCCUCAGUGUGUACCUCGUCCUCCUGUCUGCUCUCUACCUGGUGCCUCUCGGUUUGUAUUCUCCUUGUAUCAAAGAGGAGCUGAGCCUGGGCCCUGCACCGACCUUCAUCGGCCACCGGGGAGCCCCCAUGCUCGCUCCAGAAAACACUCUGAUGUCAUUUGAGAAGGCGGUGGAGGCAGGAAGUGAAGGUCUGGAGACCGACGUCACCAUCAGUUAUGAUGGAGUCCCCUUCCUGAUGCACGACCGCACGCUGCGGCGCACGACCAACAUCCACCAGGUUUUCCCAAACCGGACCGACACCGCGGCGGCCAUGUUUACCUGGGCGGAGCUGCAGAGCCUGAACGCCGGCUCCUGGUUCCUCUCAGUCGAUCCGUUCGGGACGGCCGGCUCACUGGGAGCAGACGAGCGUCAGCGGGCAGGAAACCAGUCGGUCUGCAGCCUGCAGGCCUUCCUCCAGCUGGCGGCUCACACGGACAAGCUGGUGAUCUUUGACCUCUACCGUCCGCCCAGUUCACACCCGUACAGCGACACCUGGAUCCAACGCACGCUGGAGGUCAUCCGCCAGUCGUCCAUUCGCUCCUCACAGGUGCUGUGGCUGCCGUCAGAUCUCAGGUCUGUUGUGAAUGAAUUUGACCCCGAGAUGCAGCAGACGUCAGGAAGUCGACUCCCUCUAGAGGAGCUCCAGAGCAACAACAUCGUCAAAAUGAACCUGGACUACGCGUCCAUGUCUGCCAAGCUCGUCAGUGAGUACGCCGCCGUGAACAUCACCACCAACCUGUAUGUGAUCAGUCAGCCGUGGCUCUACUCUCUGGCGUGGUGCUGUGGUGUCCACUCCGUCAGCACCAACGACCCCCAGCUCCUCAGCUCCAUGGGCUCCCCGCUCUUCCUCAUGACUCCAGGUGAGUACAACCUGAUUUGGAUUCUCACUGAUUUGCUGUCGCUGGUGUUGAUCGUACCCAUCUUCGUUUUUCACUGGUGGCGGGAGCGAGGACUGACUUCCUGCUCAGGCGACACAAUCUCACUGGACAAAGCCACUUACAGCAAGUUCCGGACGGAGAUGAGCGACAUAUGGUCGAUCUCCAGUGGGAACCAGCAAGCAGAGAAGAAGCCAAACCUGGCAACCGUCACAGUGACUUGACGUCCGCCGACACUGAGACACAAACUGCCGACCUCGAAGAUCUCAGUGAAUCACAUUCCAGAUUUAUUUUUACCUCAGAAACAAAAAAGCUCAGUGUAUUUUUAGCAAAUUUAAGUUUUAAAAGGAAGUGGACAAUAUUUUAGCGACUGAUCAGAAUCAAAAGUAUUUUCAGAUAUUUCUCUGAAGUCUCUGAAUCAAUCUAAACUCCAGAGGUGCAUUAAGAGAAAUAACGUUUUUCUGUUCUUUGCAAAAUGUCGUUUAUUCAGGUCU
Molecule: messenger RNA, 2383 nt
Organism: Pleuronectes platessa (European plaice)
Lineage: Eukaryota; Metazoa; Chordata; Actinopteri; Pleuronectiformes; Pleuronectidae
Product: glycerophosphodiester phosphodiesterase domain-containing protein 5
Exons: 16
Coding region: 347-2113 (588 amino acids)
Biological process (GO): lipid metabolic process
Cellular component (GO): membrane
Molecular function (GO): glycerophosphodiester phosphodiesterase activity
Source: RefSeq, a predicted model, not a curated record